This is a messenger RNA of Silurus meridionalis, 2689 nucleotides long. It is a transcript of the gene use1, whose product is annotated as unconventional SNARE in the ER 1 homolog (S. cerevisiae). The record is from RefSeq and is a predicted model, not a curated record. Bases 22 to 798 code for a protein of 258 amino acids. Gene Ontology annotation, molecular function: SNAP receptor activity. The transcript is spliced from 8 exons. NCBI's taxonomy places the organism in Eukaryota, Metazoa, Chordata, Actinopteri, Siluriformes, Siluridae. Gene Ontology annotation, cellular component: endoplasmic reticulum; SNARE complex. Gene Ontology annotation, biological process: retrograde vesicle-mediated transport, Golgi to endoplasmic reticulum.
ACCCGGUUUUCUGUUUCCAAUAUGGCUGCGUCCAGGUUAGAAAUCAAUUUUAUCCGGUUAUUAUCGCGGUGUGAAGCUAUUGCUUCCGAGAAAAGAGGAGAGACUGAAUGGAGGCUGGAGAAGUACGUUGGUGCCUUGGAGGACAUGCUGGUGGCGCUGAGAAAAAGUCCAGGCAAACCUACAGCUGAGAUCCUGACGGACUACACACGUAAAGUAGACUUCCUCAAAGGUCUUAUAGAGGCUGAGAAGCUGCCGUCUCCUUCAGAGAAAGCUUUAGCCAAUCAGCUUUUGGCACCAGGUCGCACACCCACCAUCUCGAGUGAGAGGAUGUCUGCCACCAAGACGGUGCACAUGCAGAGUAAAGCGCGGUGCAUGGGGGAGAUGCGCUCCGAGCUCUUCAGCACUGCCGUCUCAAAUGCAGGUGCUGAGACAGAGCUGAGACAUAGGAGCCGCAGUGUUGUGGGGGGUGAGGGCGAGAGUGCCGCCGAGCUGGACGCCGUACUGCAGCACCACCACAGUAUGCAGGAGAAAUUAGCAGAGGACAUGCUGCACCUCGCACGCAACCUGAAGAACAACACGCUCGCUGCACAGAACAUCAUCAAGCAGGACAACCAGACUCUGAGUCAGUCCAUGCGGCAAGCGGAUAUGAAUUUCGAGAAGCUGAAGACUGAAUCGGAGCGACUGGAGCAGCACGCCAAGAAAUCCGUCAACUGGCUCCUCUGGCUGAUGCUUAUAUUAGUCUCGUUCUCCUUCAUUAGUAUGAUCCUGUUCAUCCGCCUUUUUCCCAGACUCCGGUGAUUCAGCGUGACCCAAACACAUACACACGUGUACGGACUUGAGUUUUGAUUAUGCAAACCCCACUGAAGGCCUGAAAGUGACUCAAAAAGGAUCCUGUUCUGUGUGUAAUGGUGAACAUGGACACUGCUGCCAUGUUAACACUAAUCCUAGAUCUCCAUAUCUACCUGCUCCAUUAAUUCCCAAAUAAUAUCCACCAUCAUCCUGCUCUUUACAGGCAUUACACUUUAUCUGCAGUCUAUGGCCCACUGAGUGUUCCACAUGAACCCUGAUGUUCUCUGGGAGAAAGCUUUUUAGCUUUUUGUAGCUUGUAGCUGGCCAGGCGUGUCUUUGAUGGGACACAUGGACAUGUUUUUGAGAAAUCAUCAGACCUGACUGACUCCAAGUAAAUAACAUCCUCUUAGCCCUUCGCUCCACCAGCUCCACAAGCAAAGGAGUUCUCUUUUACACUCAGCCUGCGGUGAUGAAGGUAUAUGCAGGUCUCUCUCUCUCUCUCUCUCUCUCUCUCUCUCUCUCUCUCUUUCCCCCGAAUCCCAUUCCUGCAGUCUUUUGUUUGUUUGCAUUUACUCUUGACAAUUUCUAACAGAAUGAGUUUGUUCCAUUGCAAAAAAGAAAUGAGUUUAGUCUUUUUAUUUAAAAAAAGAAAGAAAGAAAGAAAAAGGUCCCAGGCCACACACCAUAGAAUAUCGAGGCUGUUUGAGCUGCCCCUCGUCUGCUUCGUUCCACAGCACGCAUCACAAUUACGAACCCAUGUUAUAAUCACAUGAACAGACGGGACACGAAUGACAUCCUAACUGGUAAUGAUGCUGAAAUUCUCUUUGUGCAGCACUCGCACGAUCACCAUUGUUAUAAAAGGCGAUUAAUUACGGUGCAGGAAUCUUCAAACAAGUCUCACUACACAUGUGGUUCACUGUAUCUUCAGUUCCCUGCACAUGACUUGAGUUGUAAUCGAAUCCUGUCUUAUACGAUCUACCAUUAAAUGCGAUUGGACGUUACAAAGAAAAAAUUAAGCCUGAAAGGAGGUGUACCCCAAAUCUGAUUAUAUUCAAUCCACUGACACGUGACGAAAAACCUCUAUUACAUCUGCUUAUUUGACUUCCAUUUAAAGAUUUUUUUUUUUAUCCAUUAAUUUAACCAGAGUUCAUCUGAUGUUGUUUAAAACGUCUGCCAUUGUGCUUGAACACACCAUGCCCCAAUUUUAAGGUCCACUCUGGGCUUUGCGGUCCAGCGGGGCUUGUUUUGACUCGCCUAAGCCGCAUUCUGAGACGCAGCAGGAAGCUCCUCUGAUCCUUUUCCAUACACUUGACUUGCUGAAGCUCAGCACACUUUCUGCACUCUGAGAAACGUGCCUGAUCUGUGCAUUCUGUUCAUAAAGAAAAAAAUCCACACUCCAUCUUGAGAUAAACACAUUGAGGUCAGCAGCACCAUUUGUUCACAUUUAGAUCAAUCUGUCGCUUUUUUCCGUUCCAAACUCCAGGAAUUAAAUUGCAAAUAAAAAAAAAUUCCAACAUUAAUUUCACUCAUGCAUUUAGUUGAAUAAAAAGUUCCGCCCACAAUAUUUGAUUGACAGCACUAACUUGUUGACAGGAAACGCAACUCAAAUUGUGUAAAGACGAGUGUGCAAUAUUCAAAGGAAUGAUUGCACUCAGGUUUUUCAGUGUUGCACCUGAUAAGAUGUUAGCAAUAAAAAAAUGUACAUGCAAAUCUUUUGAAUUUGAAUGACGGAGCAAAUUGUGCAUAAAAAAAAUUCCAGCUGCAAAUGUAUAUUUUGGAUAAUGAGCUUUAUAGCAGGGUCUUAGUUGGAAAAAUGUCGCCGUCCUCAGUGCCUGUGUGUAAAACGAAAAAAAGUUUUAUUUUAAUUGUAUGAAUGAAUGAAUAAAACAAGCCCGAAGGA